Triticum dicoccoides is the source of this 783-nucleotide messenger RNA. RefSeq lists its product as uncharacterized. The record is from RefSeq and is a predicted model, not a curated record. The coding region runs from base 60 to 566 and encodes 168 amino acids. NCBI's taxonomy places the organism in Eukaryota, Viridiplantae, Streptophyta, Magnoliopsida, Poales, Poaceae. The transcript has a single exon.
CCCCCAAACCAGCAGCAAAACCACCACUCCAACGCUUGCACUCCUCGAUCUAUUCUCUCAUGGCGACGGCAACUGCGAGUAGGCCCAGCGGGCCGGUCCUGUCGAUUCCCAGCUACUGCUCCGCCUCGCCCACCCGCGUCAACCUGCCCGCCGGUGGCGCCACACGCUCGCCGGGCAAGUCCGUCAGCGUCUCGUCCUCCUCCCCUGCCCCUGCCGGCGCCGCCGCCAGCAAGGGCCGUCGGUCCUGCAUGUGCUCCCCGACAAACCACCCGGGCUCUUUCCGGUGCAGCCUCCACAAAGAGCGCAAGCAGGCGGCUCCAUCUUGCAACAGCAAGCCCGGCUCCCCGCCGUCCAUCGGCAGCGCCGGCUCGAAGCAGAUGGGAAGCGCGCUGGUGCGGCUUGUCCCCAUGGAGAGCGGGCACUGGGCACGCAGGGCGCUCGCGCCGUCCCCCGCGGCGCAGCAGUCGCUCCAGCACCGGAGGCGCGUGGGCCGGUCCCGUCCCCGGCCGAGCCGGCUCUCCGCUGUGUCCAUGUCCGGCGACCGCGCCGGGGACAACCACCAGUAGACCAACGUCAACAUGCCAUAUAGCAAGAUAAAGUAGAUGGGGAAAAAAUCCCGUAAGAAUUCGAGUUUUAGACCAAAUUCUCGGUUCCCGCCUGGCCAAUUAGCCAGCUCGUAGAUUUACAUAGUCAUAGAGUGAGCCUCUUCGUCCUCUCUGCUCCGCUGUGUACAACUCCCUCUGGUUUUGGAUAUGGAUAAUCAUGAGUUACAAAUUGGAGACA